AUGCUGACGGGUGCCGUCCUCCCCUCCGCUGGCUCUGCAUUCCUUGGAGGCUUUGACGUCGUUCAGGAGCAGAGGAAGGUCCGGCGAUUGCUGGGCUUCUGCCCGCAACACGACGCACUCCUCGACCGGCUGACGGUUCGGGAGCACUUGGAGCUUUUUGGUCGCAUCAAGGGCAUUCCGAACCAU
This is a messenger RNA of Symbiodinium necroappetens, 186 nucleotides long. Lineage: Eukaryota; Dinophyceae; Suessiales; Symbiodiniaceae. The record is from the annotation of a GenBank genome assembly.